Molecule: messenger RNA, 1166 nt
Organism: Closterium sp. NIES-67
Lineage: Eukaryota; Viridiplantae; Streptophyta; Zygnematophyceae; Desmidiales; Closteriaceae
Source: the annotation of a GenBank genome assembly
CUCAAAACUCUCCCUCCUCUCAUUUCUAUGCUAGGAGUGCGUUGCUCCGCGUUUCUGAUCGUGCGCGAGUCCAGAGUCAUAGGAGAAUCCAGGUUACUUGGGUUCAACCGCUCUCACGUCAUUGGCUGCGGAUUCCGCGUGGCUUGUAUCCUCUCCACUUUCGAACUGACUCAAACGCCAUUUAGGGGAUCCCGUUUUGCCCAAUUGAAUUGAGACCGGUCCUUCGCCCUUUUCUAGUUAUAAAAACUACCCAGCAUUUUUGCGACUUUACUCGCGACCGUCUACUGCGGGCCGCCUCGCCAUUUCCCUGUCUGCCUCGUAUUUUACACUCCGCCCGGCUAGUCGAGUACUCUCAUCGAAUUGCUGUUGGUCUCAUUUUCCCGCAUCGAGAUGUCCAAGGCGGCGCAAGGCUCUACGCGUAAGACACAGAAGGACAGGGAGGCUGUGAAGCCGAAGAAAGAGAGGGCGGUGUUUGACCUGCCAGGGCAGCUGAGAGAGGCACCAGAAGAGAAUGAGCCUCUUCGCAUAUUCUACGAGAGCCUCUACAAUCAAAUACCAGAAAGCGAGAUGGCUCAGAUAUGGAUGAUGGAGCAUGGGCUGUUGGACGAGGAUGAAGCUCGCCGAGUGCUGGUUAUCAAGCAAAGGAGAGGAGGAGGCCGGGGAGGUGCAGCAGCAACUCCUGCUUCUGCCAGAGCAGCCACGGCCGUCCGAGCCUCCUCUGCUGCUGCCUCGGCAGCUGCCUCCCGAGCCUCAGCCACUGCUCUGGGCAGCAAGCCUGGUUCGGCAGCAGGAGGCAAGGCACAAGCCAAGUCUCCAGCUUCGGCGACGAAAGUAGAACCGAGCAGCAAUGGUAGAGCGAGAGGGGGAGCUAAGACUCCUACGUCUGGAGGGCGCAAGGCAGCGGUGAAGGCAUACAGAGAUGAAAGUGAUUCGGAAGAAGAAAUCAUUCCUUUGAAGAAACUGCGCCGAUGACCUUGGAGGCUGUACAAGAUUUGUGUGACCAAUCAAGGCUUGUAUCAGGCGGCCACAAUGACGUUUGCCAUGUAUAAAACAUAUAUUUCCACUUCCUUCUCCGCACCAAUUUCGAUAUCGUUAUAGGAUUCUCCCUAAAUUUUGAGGAGUUGAAAGUUUUGCUUCCCAACCUCUUGUGAUUGAGAAUGCCUGUU